AUGUGGACGGCAACAAGCGGACUCACGGGGCGCCCGCUCCGGCUGGCCAUCACCUUUACGGCCAUCAUGGGUUUCUCUCUUUUCGGAUACAACCAGGGAAUGAUGUCUGGUCUGCUCAACGGUGACCAGUUCACCGGCGAGUUCGAUGCUCUGGCCAUGCCCGAGAAUGCCACCGACAGCCAAAAGUACCACCUCAACGUUAUUCGCGGUGCCGUCACCGCUUGCUACGAAAUCGGCUGCUUCUUCGGCGCCCUCUUCUCCAUGUUCUUUGGUGAGCGAUUCGGUCGCACUCGCAUCAUCUUUGCCGGUGCCAGCGUUCUGAUCAUCGGUGCCAUCAUCUCCGCCGCUGGUUUCGGCGCCCACUGGGGCCUGGGGCAGUUUGUCGUUGGCCGUGUCAUCUCUGGUCUCGGAAACGGCAUGAACACCGCGACGAUCCCCGUCUGGCAGUCGGAAUGUUCCGGCGCCCACAACCGCGGUCUCCUUGUGUGCUUCGAGGGUGCCAUGAUCGCUGUCGGUACCUUGAUCGCCUACUGGGUCGUCUUUGGUCUUUCAUACGUCCCCGACACCGUCCAGUGGCGUUUCCCCGUCGCUCUGCAGGUCUUCUUCGCCCUGAUCGUCGCAGGCGGCGCUCUGGCCCUGCCCGACUCCCCCCGUUGGUUCAUCAAGCGCGGUCACAACCAAGAGGCCGUCGACGUGCUCGCCAAGAUCAAGAACCUCUCCCCCGACUCCAACGAGGUCCUCGCCGAGUACAACUUCAUGAAGGCCGACGUUGAGAUGACCACUUCCUCGCAGGCCAGCUGGAAGACUAUCUUCACUUUCGGCAAGACCCAAGAGUUCCAGCGUCUCGCCGUCGGUUGCUCUGGCCAGUUCUUCCAGCAGUUCACCGGCUGCAACGCCGCCAUCUACUACUCCACCCUGCUCUUCGAGGACAACCUGGGUCUCGAGCGCCGCCUGGCCCUGAUCCUCGGCGGAGUCUUUGCGACCGUCUACGCCCUCGCAACCAUCCCAUCCUUCUUCAUGAUCGAAAAGGUCGGCCGCCGCAAGCUCUUCCUCAUCGGUUUCGCCGGCCAGGGUCUCUCCUUCCUCAUCACAAUGGCCUGUCUCAUCGAAGAGAACGAGCAAAACUCCAAGGGCGCCAUCGUCGGCAUCUUCCUCUUCAUCGUCUUCUUCGCCUUCACCCUCCUCCCGCUCCCCUGGAUCUACCCUCCCGAGAUCAACCCGCUCCGCACCCGUACCGCCGGCGCCGCCGCAGCCACCUGCACGAACUGGAUCACCAACUUCGCCGUCGUCAUGUUCACCCCGCUCUUCGCCGACGUCUCCCCCUGGGGCGUGUACCUGUUCUUCACCCUGAUCAACUUCAUCGGUAUCCCCUUCGGCUACUUCUUCUUCGUUGAGACGGCCGGUCGCGAACUCGAGGAGAUCGACAUCAUCUACGCCAAGGCGCACGUCGAGGGCCGCUGGGCGUUCAAGGUCGCAAAUGACCUGCCCAAGCUGUCGCUGGAGGAAAUCACCCACCAGACCCGUGUGCUCGGCCUCGAUAUCAACAACACUGCUGGUCUGCACCAGGAGAUGGGUCUUGGACAUGCUGAGCCCAAGGAGCUUGGUGACAGCGGCAGCGGCAGCGACAGCAACGGCGAGAAGGGCACUUCUCAACAGGCUUAA
This is a messenger RNA of Aspergillus calidoustus, 1662 nucleotides long. Lineage: Eukaryota; Fungi; Ascomycota; Eurotiomycetes; Eurotiales; Aspergillaceae. The record is from the annotation of a GenBank genome assembly.